Messenger RNA from Pogona vitticeps (central bearded dragon), 2681 nucleotides. RefSeq names its product ring finger protein 186 (gene RNF186). The record is from RefSeq and is a predicted model, not a curated record. Gene Ontology annotation, molecular function: ubiquitin protein ligase activity. Gene Ontology annotation, biological process: protein ubiquitination. Lineage: Eukaryota; Metazoa; Chordata; Lepidosauria; Squamata; Agamidae.
UGGCAAAAAGGGAACUGGGUGGAAAAUAUUGCGGGGUGGAUUUCCUAGAUCUGAAAAUGCUUAUGGAGAAAUGCAGGGGUAACCUCAGCCCUGUUUUUAUUUGACUUCAUUUGGAUAUUUAAAUGCUUUUGGAUUUAUAGGGGUUUGGAAUGCUAUCGAUUUAGGGUUUUAAAGCAAGAACAUGCAUGCAUGCAAAAUGCACAGCCACCCCACCUCAAAGGACCUACUAAGGUGCUGCUGUUGUUUAGCUUGGCAAAAUGUCAUGUCGUCAUUGUGUUAGGUAGCUUGAUACUCUCAGGCUUGCUUCCUUCCUGCUCCCCUGUAAAAAUUACCAACAGGAGCAAAAGCUUUCUUGAAGCAUUCCCGAGUACUGGACUCCCAGAACGAACUCUCUUUUUUGGAUGUCAAGCGUCGUAUGCUCCGUUUGGGUCCAAUUUCUGGGUCUAGGUGGGAUUAUCGUUCCUCGCUCAAGGCCUGAGGAAGGGUAGGGCGCCCUUCAAUGUGUUUCUGAGAUUACCGCCGCUCCCAGCUUUUUACGGAGGCUUUUAAACUCCAUUACCUCUUUGCCCAAAGUCUUACAACGGCCGCCUGAAGUUCUGUUUGAAAAGUAUAAAGAAAUGUUUGUUCUCUCCUGCGUGUAAUCGCUCGGGGACGUUAUCGGGGUGGGGGGAAUUGUAAAAAUUGGUGUGGGUUACUGAUUAACGCGCCGUCCCCUUUCGUAAAAAGAAUAGAAGGCCGCUUUUGGCCAAUGGCGAGAUGGACCAACAGCAAACAAAGCCAAGCCUCUGUGUUCCAGGAACAAAGCCCGUUUAUAAAAGGAACUUUCAGAUCUCCGGGCCCCGGACUGGAUGCUGGUUUGUCCUUGCUCCACCUUGUUGACGCUGCCACGUUUUCUCCAUGGAAGGCUCCACGGACCGUUUACACACUGAGACGGAAACUGGCGCUCCUGUUCAUGGGGAGAGCCAGCGAGAAAAGGCAGAAGAGGACCCUGGCCGAACAGAUGGGUCAGAACCGUUAGAGAGUCCCCAGAGUCCAGCGACACAAAUGGACAAUGGCCCAGAGUGCGAAACAUGCUCUAUCGAGAAGCCCCAACAUUUCCCUGCGAGAGAAGAUCUACCUCCAGAGGCUGGGGGUGCGGGGCUCUCGGUCUCUCCAAAGCCCCCCGAUUUGGAUCCGGGGGAACCUUCGGAAGGGUUUGCCGUCGGGGCCGAAGUCCCGCCCAGGCAGACACGUCUGUCCAAAGCCUCGCUGGCCGAAAUGGACUGCCUCGUCUGUUUCAACCGGUAUAGCCCUUGCCGGCCACCUAAAGUCCUGGCCUGCCAGCACGCCUUCUGCGCUGUCUGCCUGAAGCUUCUCUUGCGCCACGAGGACCGCACCUGGGUCAUCACCUGCCCCCUGUGUCGGAAAGCCACCGUGGUGUUCGGGGGCCUCGUCUGCAGCCUCCGGGACAAAGAGGAGGUCGUGGGUCGGCUGGAGGGCCUGGCCUUGGAGGUGGAGGAAGCCUGCCCCCCACCUGAUCUUCCUGGCGAGAGCCCUGCGGACCCUCCAUCCGUCUCGGGGAACGACGAGGAGGCAGUUGGGAUGACCAGCAGGGCGGCGGCGAAGAGGCUGGUGCUGCUUUUGCUGCUGGUGGCGGUCCUGAUCGUUCUUGUCCUCCCCUUUCUCUACACGGGGCUGCUGAAGUGGGCCCUCUGCGCCCUGGUCCUUUUGGGACUCAUUCUGUCCAUGGUGCUUUGCUGCAACCCUCGGUGGGGAUGUUCGGGCUCAGAUGUCUGUUCUUGGCAGAGGAAAGAGAGCCAGGUUGCAACCAUUGCGUGAGGACCUUCCCUGCCACUGGUUUUCGCCUUACGCUCUCGGGUCUCGUCCUGUGGACCGGUCGAGAGCAGAGUCGCGAGGGGCCGUCAGGGCCCAAUCCGCCCAAUGGACGCUGUGAUCAGCAGGGUUGAGGAUGCCAGGGCUCUCCCACGUGCCCCUCUCGCUCUCCUCCAGGUAUACCUUCACACUUCCCUGUCACAUAGGGAGGAAAGGAUUUUUCCCGGCUGCAAGUUGGCGAACUGUUACGCUCGGCAGUCUGAGCCCUUUUUGGGUGUCUGUGUGUCACGCUCUCGAAUGGACAAUCAGGAGCCGCUGACUUGGCAAAAGACCUGCUCCUGGAAGGAGGGGAAGAUGCCUGGAACUUGAUAGGAUUCUUGAUCUGAAUCCGCCCAGCCGCGUGGAUUUUUGGAUCUUCCCUUGGGGUCGCGGCUCUGAGGACAGUCAAGGAGGGGAUGACCGUCCCCUGCAAAAAACCAAAACUGUCCAGCUCCCCUUUUGCUGGGAUGCAUCAGUGUGGAGCUGCUUCUGAUGAUGGACCAUCGGGGCAGGAGAGAUAAUUUCUCUUCCCCCUGCCCCCCGAAGACUCUCAGCAGGAACUCAGCAUGCAUCGGCUGGCAGAGAGGAGGCCUCAUCUAAUAAGCCCUCUCUCCUUCAGUCCAAUGUACAGAUCAGACUCAUGAGUCCUGUUCUUAAACAAGAGAUGAAGGGAGACAGGAGAGGAGCAUGUGUUAAAAUCUUCCAUAUCUCUUUUCCCUGAAAAUCUUCUCAAGCCAUGCAGUAAGGCAUCGCCAUGCACCGCUACUGCUGUCUGUCAUGUCUGGGUCAAUGUCGUGUUUUCCAGAAUAAAAGUUAAUUUUUUAAACCUU